Messenger RNA from Salmo salar (Atlantic salmon), 4155 nucleotides. It is a transcript of the gene kcna4, whose product is annotated as potassium voltage-gated channel, shaker-related subfamily, member 4. Gene Ontology annotation, cellular component: axon; dendritic spine; voltage-gated potassium channel complex. Gene Ontology annotation, molecular function: delayed rectifier potassium channel activity; potassium ion binding; protein binding. Gene Ontology annotation, biological process: potassium ion transmembrane transport; protein homooligomerization; action potential. Lineage: Eukaryota; Metazoa; Chordata; Actinopteri; Salmoniformes; Salmonidae. The record is from RefSeq and is a predicted model, not a curated record.
UGCUCGAUUUGGACGAGGCACAACUCCUCAAUAACACGCACAAUGGGAAAUAGGGGAGGUAGAGGCAACGGACAGAUGUGUGAUGCGCUAACUUAACCGUGGGUUAUUUCACAUAUCAACAUAAACUUUCAUUUGCCCUCUCUCCGACGCAGCUUCUUUGAAUAGGCUGAGCUAUUGAUACUCGCUAGACCUGCGUUUUAUAUUGUUUUGCUGCCAGCACUGAUGCAGCGGUGGAUCUUUUUUCGGGAAUGGGGGUGAUACUCAAUAGAUAGAUCCUGUUGAAUUGAGACAAGACAACGUCGAGACGCGUCCAAAAAAGUGUCAUCCCUCGAGUGCAAUCGAACACAGAUGUAUAGGUGAUAUGUUCGCCGGUUGGAUACGUCGAGGGAUUUUAAUAUUCCCAAAACAAGAUGCGAAAUUGGGCAAACCAAGGAAUUGCAUCCUCACCUACAGCACAUUUUGUAAGGUGCUAAAACGAUUUCGUUCGGCCUUUAUCAAAUGUAAGGAGAAUGUCUAAAUGAAUGAAGCUGCUGAAGACGUCAGCGGAAUAAAGUCAUUCAGAAUCACUGAAGGUGUACAGGAUUAAAGGGCCGGUUUUCUCAUCACCUAAGAUGGCAACCAGGAGGGACCACGAAAAGGCAAAAAUGCCGUAUUUCUGCAAGUACUCACACUGGAGUUAACCACCUGAGGGACACAUGAGGUCGUUUUGUGAAUAUAUUGUCCAAUAUCUGGUGAUUUAAUAGGCUAUACAUUUGAAAAGCAUUUAAGGCCUACACGUUCACAGCCUAUAUUCACUUGGCUGUAAUAAUGAUGUCAUAAAAUAUGAGUUCGUUUACAAAAAUAUAGUCAUGUGUUUUAUGUCAACGACAACGUGAACUGUGUUCCAAAAAUGGACCUUUAAUUACACAUUCUUAACUCACCUACGCCUCACUGAAUAACAGGUGCCUGCUAUCUGUCAAAGCAGGAUCAACCAACCUGUGCGCCCUUUGCUACAACUUGUUACUUUCCAUUGGCCUACACGAGUCGUCGCUAAAGGGACCAUAUCAUUCCCUGGGAACUGAAUUUACACCCUCCUCAAAAUGGAGUUUGCCAUGAUAGGUUCAGAUAAUGGGUGCAAAACUCGACUGCCUUACGGGUAUGCUCGCGCACGGGAAAGGGAGCACGAAAGGGAGAGACAGGUACAGCAGGCAACAGCCGCUGCUGAAGGUGCAGCAACUGGAGAGGGAGGGGAGUCCUCUGGCCAUCUCCUUAACAACCACCAGCAGCAUCAGUCUCGCACCGCCUCCUCAUCAAAUGCCAACAACAGUAGCGGCAGUACCGCCUCGCGCCCCUCCUCCUCGCAACAGCCACAGCAGCACCACCAUGAGUCUGAGCAGCAGGUUCUCAGAGAAAGGAAAAAGCAACGCGGCGUAGGACGUUGGAGAAGGAGUCGCCAGACUCUCGGUGGGGACUUGCGCCACUCGGAGUUGGCGCUACUUGGAUCCGAGGAGGAUAUGAUAGAGGAGGACGAGGCGGAAGGCGGAGAAGAGGAGGACGGGGGAAGCAAGAGUUCCAGUUUUCUCUGUAAUAUGGAUGAUGAAGAGACUCUCUCACUCACAGAUAGACGUCCCCAAUCAGGAUACGAAAAUGUUUACAGUGAGUAUGGGUGCUGCGAAAGAGUUGUUAUUAAUGUGUCCGGACUAAAGUUUGAAACUCAACUUAAGACUCUCACACAGUUUCCUGACACUCUUUUGGGAGACCCGGACAAACGAAUCAGGUACUUCGACCCUCUAAGGAACGAAUAUUUUUUUGACAGGAACCGACCAAGCUUCGAUGCCAUUCUUUAUUAUUACCAGUCGGGGGGGCGAUUGAAGAGACCGCAAAAUGUACCUUUUGACAUCUUCUCUGAGGAGGUGAAAUUCUAUGAACUUGGGGAGGAGGCAAUGCUGAAGUUUCGGGAGGAUGAGGGUUUUGUCAAAGAGGAAGAGAAACCCUUACCAGAGGACGAGUUCAAACGCCAAGUUUGGCUUCUUUUUGAAUACCCAGAGAGUUCACAACCUGCGAGAGGGAUUGCAGUCGUGUCCGUUUUAGUCAUCGUUAUAUCAAUAGUCAUUUUCUGUAUGGAAACGUUGCCAGAGUUCAGGGACGAAAAAGAAUACCUUAAACCACGAGAUAAUUCGACAGAACCCCAUGGACAGACCCCUUUUAACGACCCAUUUUUCAUUGUGGAGACGGUAUGCAUUAUUUGGUUUUCAUUUGAGAUUAUAGUGCGCUUCUUUGCAAGUCCAAGUAAAACGGAUUUCUUUAAAAACAUUAUGAAUACUAUAGACAUUGUAUCCAUUUUGCCUUAUUUCAUCACGCUCGGCACAGAUCUUGCUCAACAGCAAGGCAAAGGGGACCAGGCAAUGAGUUUUGCAAUCUUGAGAAUAAUCCGCCUUGUCAGAGUCUUUCGCAUAUUCAAACUCUCCAGGCACUCCAAAGGACUGCAGAUCCUCGGACAUACCCUCCGCGCCAGUAUGAGGGAACUAGCGCUUCUGAUUUUCUUCCUCGUCAUUGGUGUCAUUUUGUUCUCAAGUGCAGUGUACUUCGCUGAGGCAGACGAACCCGCGUCUCAAUUCACAAGUAUUCCCGACGCUUUUUGGUGGGCUGUCGUCACUAUGACCACGGUCGGAUAUGGAGACAUGAAACCAAUAACUGUCGGUGGGAAGAUAGUUGGCUCGCUCUGUGCCAUAGCGGGUGUGUUAACCAUAGCUCUUCCAGUGCCCGUCAUUGUAUCCAACUUCAAUUACUUCUACCACAGGGAGACUGAUAAUGAAGCGGACUCGCCACCGGUUGUUGAAACCCCACCACCUGCCUGCCCCUAUUUCCCCAACUUUCUAAAGAAAUUCAAAGGUUCCCCCUCAGGCUCUUCGCUGGGUGAUAAAGCGGAGUACAUGGAGAUGGAAGAGGGGGUAACGGAGUCGCUGUGUGGGGUGGACAAAAGCCCGAGUAAAGGAAAUGGGACAGACAUUGGCAGGAAAAACAGUACAAGUUCAAAGUCACAACAGACUGAUGUGUGAUGAUAAAAAAAAAACGAUUAUUCUCGUGAAGAAAGAUAUGCUGUCAAAUCACACACACAUAGGUGGUCAGACUCACUAUAGUGCGCACUUGCGCGCAUACAUACACACACACGCACACAGACAGACAGACGCACACAGACAGACGCACACAUUCUUUAUAUUUAGCUAGAUUUUGGGAAGCUCAAAUAUGGGGUUUUAUUUUGCCAUGUGGCUGCUUAGAGGAAUAUAGGCCUACGGGAAAAUAUACGGCCAAAUCAAAAGCUUUAUAACUAUUAUGACCAAUGUAAUCAGAUGAUAUCAGAUAUAGGCUACCUUUCUGGGCCUGGUAAACCUACAAAUGAAAUCGAAAAUAUUGAAUAGACAGGCUAUGCAUACGCACUUUAUGAGUUUCAUUUGUCAACAAUGGAAGGGGAGAUAUAGAUAUUGUUUUGCUGUUAUGCGAUAAAGUCAAAGUUUAUAGUAGGCCUAGUUUGCACUAUUGUAAAAGCUUGUUUUUGAGUCGCUGACUUUCAAGAGAGAUAGACUUGGAAGUUAUAUUGAGAGACAGAAACUGUUGGCCAUAUGGCAACCUAUACACCCUUUGUUUGACUAAAGAGUAUUGAGAUAUUUUUAUUAUGAACAGAAUCCAUUCUUAUUGCGUUUCAGUGUAGGUCUAACCCAUCUGUGUACACACAACAACAAAAAAUUCAAUAUCGAUCGGAAACAUUGAAAUAGCUAAAUCAUGUGUGAGAUUCUUGAGUAAAUGAGCAUGAUACCUAUUUCGGCAGCACACUGCGGUCAACAAGUGAGACGAUUGGCAAACAACAUUCUUUGCAACGCUUAGGCCUAAAUAAAGCCUUUUAUUGACCAACCACCGAGAUGAAGCACAAGAAUUACAAUAGAUACUCUGCAGACUGACAUGAGAAAUUGCUCCACACUGGCUGUCACGGGAGGCCCUGCACGGAUAUCUUGCGCGACUACAACCCCGUCCCUUUAAAACCACCUCAAACUAACUGACAAUAUCCCUUUACACGGACGUUGACUGAAACCAAUAUGGGAAAAAAUGACUGUCAUCAUGGAAACUUUGGGUUUGUGAACUUUAUCUCUUGUUCGCUGGACCUAGUGCACAGUUCUCCAA